Molecule: messenger RNA, 3794 nt
Organism: Cyprinodon tularosa
Lineage: Eukaryota; Metazoa; Chordata; Actinopteri; Cyprinodontiformes; Cyprinodontidae
Product: protein disulfide-isomerase TMX3-like
Exons: 16
Coding region: 66-1412 (448 amino acids)
Biological process (GO): peptidyl-cysteine oxidation
Cellular component (GO): endoplasmic reticulum
Molecular function (GO): protein disulfide isomerase activity
Source: RefSeq, a predicted model, not a curated record
GCGCAUGCGCAGAUCGCGCGCCGUUAGCAGCAGCGUUUCCUGCUUUGCUCUUUCCUCCUGAAGCAAUGGCAGAAGUGAAAGCUUCCGUGAUUUGUGGAGUUCUAGCUGCUUUCUUGUGCUCAGCGGUGCUUGGUUUUGUUGAAGACCUUGACGAAACGUUUAAGGACACCAGAGAGAAUGAUGUCUGGCUGGUUGAUUUCUACGCGCCGUGGUGCGGUUACUGUAAAAAGCUGGAGCCAGUAUGGUUGGAGGUGGGAGCAGAGCUGAAGAGCUCCAGGUCACCAGUACGUGUUGGAAAGAUGGACGCCACUGCUUACUCUGGAAUGGCGUCAGAGUUUGGCGUUCGAGGUUACCCCACGAUAAAAGUGUUAAAGGGCGACCUUGCCUACAGCUACAAGGGACCCAGAACAAAAGACGAUAUUGUGGAGUUUGCCAACAGGGUGGCGGGACCAGCCGUUCGGGCUCUUCCCAGCAAGCAGAUGUUUGAGCACAUGUUUAAGCGGCACAACGUUCUUUUUGUGUACGUCGGCGCAGACUCUCUUCUUAAAGAGAAGUACAACGAUGUCGCUGCUGAACUUAUUGUCUAUACUUACUUCUUCUCGGCUUCAGAGGAAGCUUUGCCAGAGUCUGUGUCUUUGUCAGAGCUGCCGGCAGUCGUGGUCUUCAAGGAUGGAUCUCAUUUUACUUACGAUGAGUAUGAGGACGGCAGCCUGUCAUCAUGGGUGAACAGGGAGCGCUUUCAAGGAUACCUUCAGAUUGAUGGCUUCACGUUAUAUGAGCUUGGAGACACAGGCAAACUGGUGGCAAUUGCGGUCAUCGACGAGAAGGACCCCACUGAGCAGAGCGGCAGAUUAAAGACCUUGAUGCAGCGGGUGGCGAAGGAAUACAGAGAACAGUUUAACAGAGAUUUCCAGUUUGGCCACAUGGAUGGGAAUGACUACAUUAACAGCCUCAUUAUGGGGGAAGUGACAGUGCCCACCGUUAUCAUCCUUAACACAUCCAACGAGCAGUACUUCUUGCCCGGCGAGCCGAUUGAGAGCGUGGAGCAGCUGGUCCAAUUCAUCAGCAGCGUUCUGAACGGCUCUGCACAGGCGUAUGGGGGUGAUGGCUUCAUGCAGCGGAUCAAACGCGUGGCCUUUGAUGCCAGGUCCACCAUCAUGUCAGUUUUCCGCAGCUCUCCUCUACUGGGUUGCUUCCUGUUCGGCCUCCCGCUCGGCGUUAUCAGCCUGAUGUGCUACGGCAUCUGCACGGCAGAAUCGGAUGACAGCUUGGACGAAAAAAGGGAGGGCUUCACUGAUGAGGAGGAAGAAGAUGAGGAGGAAGAGGAGCAGCUACAAGCUGCUGAGCUGAAAGGCCCUGAAGAAGAGGAGGAUGUUGGAGAAAAGGAUCUGAAAGAGAAGAAAACUGAUUAAUGCAGGGGCAAACAGCGGAUGGAGGAUGAUUGGCUUAGUCAGCUGCAGUGACAUGAAACUCAAAGACAUACGUUUGUGAUGCUACUUUGCUCCUUUGUUUUUCAUCUCACUAAGCCCCUCCAGCACCGACUCAACUUCUACCUUUCAGUUCUUUGUAUCGGUGCGUUGGAUUGGCUGCCAGAAGCUUCUGAGUUAAAAAUAACAGCCUAUUCAGUUACAGAAUAUCGACAAAAUAUAAGAGAAGGGAUGGCUGUGAACAUACCACCUUAUUUAUUGAUAUUCAACCAAGUGAUGGGUUUCACUUGGUCUGAUAUUGUUACAUCAUUCGAAACCACUAAAAGAUGUUUGUCUUUUCAAAAGGUGUUUUGUUUUUCCUGCUUUAUGAUAAAAUCCUUAUCAGAUUUGAAACUCAUGCAACCUGUCUUUAAAAUUUCAUAGUAAACGAUUACACCGAAAUCUUUGCCUCAGUCCAUCAGUCUACAGCCCUUUUUUAUGUAAGUAUUUGUAUGUCUUGAAAUAUUUCACAUUUGUCAAAAACAGAUCAUUCUGGGACAUGGAUAAAUGAAAACCAGCUCAACAUGGGAAAUUAUUUCGGCCUUUUAAAAAGCAGUUUAACAAUCCUCACCCUAUUUUGUUACUGUAAGACAAGAUUUGUAGUAGAGUUAAUAGUUGUUCUGAGAAUAAAUUCUCUGAACUGAGCAGCAGGAUCAUUGCAGCUCCCCCAAAGCAGCCGAGGGCUGAUUGUCUGUCUCUAUAAUUAAUGCCUUCUUUGCCUGUCAUGUUAGGUCAGGUUAGUUAGACAACUCUACCCUCUAUACUCCUUCAUGAGGUGUUGAAAGCCUGGGAUGUGGUUUUAGGACCUAAGCCCUCUAUUUACUAAUAGGGGUGACCUAUUUUUUCCUAAUUAGGAAUAAUAGUGCACAUUUUUUAAAUAAAAAAAAAAAAAUCAGACAAUUUUCCUCCAUUCCAAACGGACAAACAACCUUUUUGUACGCAAUGUUAUUUCAGUAAAAAAAGAGAAAAAAAAUCCUGUCAGCUCACAGUUCAAGGGGUAUUGAUACUUUUGAAAGGGAUUGUAAACUGAAGAUGUUGUUAUUGUUUGUAGAAAGAAACAAGAAGUGCCCAAGGAGGAGGAAUCUGCCAUAGAAGUAAUGUGCUCUUUGCAAUGGAUGACAUUGCCUGAAAAACAUUUCUUUUUGUUGAACGGCUGCAAAGUGCCGAGACAGUCUUGCAUUUCGGCCUAUUUUUCUGUCAGCCACCUGUCCAUUUGGGUUGCAAGUUGACAAGAAGAUCCUGAAUGGUAAUUUGUAUCCCUCUCUAUGAUGCCAAAAAUACGUGCAAUUUUUUUUUUCCUUUUCUUUCAAAUCCAUUACCACCCAAAAAUGACCAACCUACUGAAAACAUCUUGUAUAGAUGGGUUCUGCCUGUCAAGCAAAAGCCAUAACAUGCAUCAAUGACUCCUGUGGCUCUGCUAACAACUCUUAUUCCUCAAAUAGACAGCAGCUGUCUGUUGGCAUGUUUCUUUCUUUCCUCCAUCACUGGUUCCUUUAUACAAAUUGCCUGGCAGGUGGAAGUUUACAUCCCAAUGCUGUGACAUGCACACUAAGCAUAAGAAACAUGAGGACCUUUUUUUUUUUUUUUUUGUAACAUCCUGUUUUUAAAAGGACUCCAGAGUGUUGAUCUUUUUUUCAUAUUUCUGUGACUAAAAUUUGUGAAUAAGGUUCAAUCCUUUGCAGGUUAUGCUUCAUCUUUUAUAUGUUACUUACUUUAAAUGUUGCUUUAUUUUUUAUGGAAAAUGAAUUGGUUUCACUUUGAGAUCAGCUUUAUUGCUUUGAAAAACAUUUGUUGCCCCGGAAAUAAUUUAGUUAUUUUUUCCCCCAAAAUACCACAGAUGAACAUUUUCUAGCACAGUUUUGUCUGACCGGUUUAAAAUAUUUAGAGAAUUGUACCUUUCCCUUUUGAAUUUGGAUAUAAAACUUUAAAGUAUCACUGUGGAAAUUAUAAGGCCAGUUAUAUCAUGUACUUUCCUAUUAUAGAGAUUGGAAACAGAAGUCUCUGCUUAUACUGUAGAUAAAAGCUGCUCACCGGCAGCCAAUUAGCAUAAACCAGAAGAAUGUCAGCUGCUGUUGAAAAUUUAAAACCUAUCCAGUAAAACUCGUCAGCACAAGUGGGCCAGAUUUUUUUCUUCCUUUUAACAGAUGGAGGUCAUCUGAAAUCUCUACUGUGAAACUGAGCUUCCCUUGCCUUGCCUUGCCUUGUGGUCUUUGUAGUUGCCUACUUUUCUUUAGCAAAUGUCCUCUUUGUUUGAUCCAAGAUUGUGGAACUUUGAGACAUUUAAAUGGUUUAAAAUAAAGAUUUCCUCCUUUUUUUGUUGGACUGAUA